AUGGCUAGAAAUGAAGGGACUCUUGUAGGCCUUGAGAAAAAAAAGCAGUUCCAGUUUAAUUACAGGAAAAGGAUAAAUGGUUUUAAAUUGAUCAGGAGGGGUUCUAAACACCAGGCCAUUGUUAAGAAAGACGUCAUAAAGAAGAUCCAACCGUUCGAUCCAAAUAUCUACGAAAGGCUCAUGAAAAGGGAGAUAAGCGAAUGGGACAUAAAAUACGACUUUUGGUACUCCUCGGAGGACAGAGGGAAUAUUUUGCCACAUUUAGGUAUUGCCAUUUCAUAUUUUGCCAGCCUGAAGGCAAUUUACCCCUGUAGACAUCUUAGAGAUCACCACAUGGACUAUCGAUGGUGGGCAGAGACGUUUUUUCCUAAAAAAAUACCCCAUGUAUCGGACUAAUGAUUAAACUAGCUAACUGCUUGAUGAAAAAAAAAAGAGUUCCUCACAUUUAGAGAGAUUUCGUACAUUUAAUACUUGUUUUGAUGUUAACGCUCUCUUAAUUGUUUGCCUGGAGGCAAUGCAAGUCAUGUUCACAACCUCGUAUGCACACGCUUAAUUUGUUUUGUAGUAUUUGUGUACUUUUGUUGGUUUAAAUAGCUGAAGUAGAUGGAUACAAAGCUAAAUCUUCUAUAAAAGCAAUUGAAAGACAUUUCUACAUUGGAAUGCUUUUACUUUCAACUUGUUGAAUCGAAAUAGCAGAUUCAAAAGAGGAAGUUAAAAUAAUCCGUCGUGCUCUAUAAUUAAUCAAUCAGAGCGCACUUUUAAUCGGUCACAAAACAAUCAUGUAUGCAAUAGAACGUACUUUCCCUUAUUUCGCAGAAUGAAAAGCGUUUAUUUCAGCAACCGUUGUAGGCUAAAUUCUGCAAUAGAUAAGCCUCUAUUUGUUUUCGCCAACCGUUCAUUCCCAUUGUUGACAUAAUUGUACUCGAUAGCUCAAUGUAAAUGGCAUUAAAAUCUUUAAAUAAACAUUCCGGUCAACCUACUUUCAAUAAGGUUAAGUAUUUUCAUCAGGAGUAUUUCCUAACAAUAAUUCCGUCAAGAGAAUAUGAUAGUAAUCCCUUAGUUUGCAAAAUGAGUGUAGCUAUUCGUUCUGAUCUAUUGCUAUUUUUUCUCUCGAUAGGUUUAAGCGUUUUUACCGAUUUUAAGAUGAUGCCGGAAAUUCUAAAAAGGAAUUUAGUUGUUUACCCGAAGGCGAUGCAAGUCACAUUCACCGGCUUUGCCGGCUAUUUUUUCUCUCCAUAGGUUUAAGUACUUUUACCGAUUUUAGGAGGAUGCCAGAAUAUCUACAAAGGAAUCCUGAAGAGUUGUGGCAGCUGGACGAGCACAGUCCUUUUCCAGACGAAGUAGAGAUAGUUAUGCCUGAUGAUCGUCCUUUCAAAGGACACAUUAGGCCGAAGGGAGGCCUCGAUACCCCUUUUACAAAGGACAAUAUCAUUGAGGUAAAUCCCAUGUUUUUGAUUGCCUAUAUUAAAAGUCCGUUUCGAAAGGAACUAUGUAUAGGUAUGUAUAAAACUGCAAUUUUUUUCCAAAAAAAGAUUUUCAAAGAGAUUUUCAAAAAGAUUCAUUCUUGAGAAUUGAGGGUGACUCAUUACGCGCAUAUUUUUUUCAGAACUUAGCAAGAAAUGAAAUACUGUCAUGUUGAUCGCAACUCAUUUACUUUUUUUAGGGGUUACCGAAAGACAGUGUAGUGGGGCUGUUUGUUGCCAUGGUAAUCUAAUGUCGUAAAUAUUAUCAAAAAAUAGGUUGAGAAAUUCGUCUAUUUAGUAAUCUUUACGCCAGAGAGCUCCGUAAACUCAGAUAACUUCACUAGACGUUUAAGCUUCUCUCCUAUUGUGUUUUGCGCUAGCUAAGAUAUGAUAACAGAUACAUGAUUGUGAUUCCCUACAAAGUAAAGCAUAACAACUCAUCUGGUGUUGCUAAACUAUGGAUCAUUAGACCGCGGAACCUACGAAACCAGUGGAACAUGCAGAACCAUUAAUUUUCAGUUAUAAAAGAAAACAAGUAAAUAAGAUCCAUCUUCUUUAUACCCGAAAAAUGAAUUUUGAACAGUGAAAAGGUGAUUUUAGUUUAUAUUUUAUCUAAUUAUAUGUAUAUUUUUUUUGACAAAAAAAUUGAUUGUUCCUCAGUUUAGUAACACUCCGACUCAUCUUCAACCCGAUACUUUUCCAAUUUUAUUUAUUCCAGAUGCUGAAAUGCCUUCCCUGGAAGAAAUACACUCAAUAACUAAGGGCUAG
Molecule: messenger RNA, 2231 nt
Organism: Pocillopora meandrina
Lineage: Eukaryota; Metazoa; Cnidaria; Anthozoa; Scleractinia; Pocilloporidae
Source: the annotation of a GenBank genome assembly